CACAUUUCUGAAUGGACCGCAGCCAACGUCGUGGAGUGGAUGGCGGCCCUCAAUAUGUACAAUUACGUGGAUAUAUUCAAAUCAAAAGAUGUAAAGGGUUCAGACCUUCUGCACCUAGACAAAGAAAAAUUAGUGAAUAUGGGUGUCAAGGAUGAGUUCCAUCAAAGAGCCAUAUUAGUCUGUGUAGAGGAGCUGCAAUCAAGAACAUUACACUCUCCCUUAGCUUCUGACGAUAAUUCGUUUGAUACCGCAAAUACUCAUAACAUGCGACUUUAUAGUUUCUCUGAGCUUCAAAGAUGUGAUAAAUGCCAAAAGUUUCUUAGAGGUCUUCAACAUCAAGGGCUCAUAUGUCAAGAUUGUGGACUUGUUGCCCACCGAACAUGCACUUCUACUGGCCUUCAGGCCUGUGUUCCGAAGACAGAACGGCUUCAAAGAUUGCCGGCUAGUCCAGCCUUUGGAGUGGCCCUGUGUUCGGAGUUUGAUCCUCGGGAACAGCCAGCACCUAAGCUGGUGCAGCUUUGUGUGCAAGCUCUGGAGACACAUGCCAUUAAUGAUGUAGGACUCAACCUGUACAAGCUGUACCGAUCCACACCACCCUCAGAUCGAGUGAACUCACUUGUAGCCCGCCUGAAUGAAGGGGAUUGGAAUCACCUGAACGUCUACUCUUAUGAGCCGAGUGUGGUGGCCUGUGUGCUCCAUAAGUACCUAAGGGAAUUGCCAGAUCAGGUGAUCCCUGUGAUGUGGUAUGACCGCUUCAUUGAUGCCUCUCGCAUCCGAAAUGACGAGCAGUGCGCUCAAUGUCUAUUGCGUUUGUAUGAAGACCUGCCUCCGCAUCAUCGGGCGACCUUGUCCUAUCUCAUGGCCCACUUUGUGCGUCUGUGUCAGAAGCAGCAUGCUAGAGGAAUCCAUGAACCUCCAACUGUCCUUGUUCAGAGCCUUUGCCAUGUUUUAAUCCGACCUCCUUGGGAACGUAUCAUACAAGUUGUAUAUAAUGCUGAAGCACACAUUAGGAUAACAGAAAUGCUCCUCAUGUACGGUCCAUGGGGAGAAAAACUUCCUGAGUUUGCUAGAGCACCUGCUCUACCUCCCAGGAAAAUUUCCAUUACUCGACAGAGUCGAGAACCGGGUACACCAGGCUUUCCUUCUUCAGCUUCUGGGACUCCUCUAGAUGAAGCUGAGGCAGACAAAAGUACUUCUGAACUCUCUCUUGAAGAGUGUGAAUGGUAUUGGGGUCAAAUAUCUCGAGAAGAUGUUGGUGAUAAGCUGAUGGACACUCCUGAUGGUACUUUUCUGGUCCGUGAUGCUUCUAAUAAGAGUGGAGAGUUUACUCUAACCCUGAGAAAAGAUGGUAGCAACAAACUUAUCAAGAUAUGCUGUAGGAAUGGCCGUUAUGGUUUUGUAGAACCCUACAACUUCAACUCGGUCCCAGAACUCAUUAAAUUCUACAGCAACAACUCUCUUUCUCAUUGUAAUCCAACGUUAGAUAUCAAAUUAAGUUACCCUGUGUCACGUUUUCAACAGGAGGAUGAAGUUUCGGCUUCAGAAGAUAUAGAAAAAAUAGGAAUGAAACUCAAAGAAGCUCAAAAAAUUCUGGAUGAUAAAUAUAAACACAUUCAAGAAAUUUAUGAGGAUUAUAAUAAGUCUUCUCAAGAAAUUGCCAUUAAAAGACAAGCUUUAGAGGCCUUUGGGGAAGCAAUCAAUUUGUUCAAGGAACAGAUUAAAACUCAAGAAAAGUUCCAGAAAGAGGCGCAGCCCCAUGAAAUGAAAGGAUUGUCUGAAAAUGUUGAUGCUCUCACUCGGCGACUGAAGUCUUUGGAAGACAGCAAGGCUCAACUAGAUGAAAAUCUCACUCAGCAGACCACGUACAACCGGUGCCUUGACCGAGAGAUGACCAAACUAAAAUCAGAGAUUCAGAGUCUUGAACAAACCUCCACUAAGCUUAUCUCACGUCUUAAGAAUUUGGGGAUCCAAAAGAACCGUAUUUUAAAUUACAUUGGGCAAGAAGAAGCCUCUGAUACUGAUGGAUGGCCUCAUCAUGAUGAAAAAACUUGGUACCUGUCUGAAUGUUCCCGUAAUGAAGCAGAUCGUAUUUUAGCCAAUAGACCUGAUGGCACUUUCCUCAUUCGUCCAUCCUCAACAUCAAACAAAUAUGCCCUUUCAAUCCAAUGUAAAGGAACAACAAACCACUGUAUUAUUCUUCAGACGGAAAAGGGAUAUGGUUUUGCUGAGCCCUUCAAUAUCCAUAGGACUCUCAAGGCACUAGUUUUGCACUAUGCAACAAAUUCACUAGAAGAGCACAAUGAACACCUGGUGACUACUUUACUAUACCCAGUUCGUGCGAAAAUUCCUCCUCCUUCCACGCCCGUGGAUCCCUCCAAUUCUGUCGGUGGUGUACCCGAACUCAAGGGCUAUGUGCCUCUUUCCCAAAACCGCUGAGUCAUGAGGAAGAGCUUGGUUUUCCCAAACACUGCCAUCAGUGCUUUGCAAUUAACAUCUUAAAAGUUGGGGACUUAUUUUUAUUGAAAAUAUCUUAUCAUGUUAUUUGUGAGUUCAGGAGUUUUGGGGGUUCUGGUCACAUAUGUGCCAUUUUGCCAAACCAUCAAAUUCAUGAAGUUUAUGAUCUAAGAUAAAGGAAGGCUUGUGGCUCAAUUUUUCUUAGCUCUCAAUGAAUUGCAGACCUUUUGUUGCCAUAACUUGGUUAUGGUUUCAAAAGGAAUGACCGUUCUGCUUUUUGGUGUUUUUUUAAUUGCAAUAGACAUUCAACAACACAAAGUGCUGUGCUUCCCCAUCUAAGAUGUGUAGUAGUAAACUGCUGAAGAGACAUCAAUAUACGUACUCAGAAGUGUGCAAGAUGAAGAACUACAGAUGUCUGUGAUAAUGGAUUAUUAAUGGCAUGUCAGUGUUAUGCCAAUAGUUAGCUUUUGUACAAAUAUGAUCAAUAUUUGAUGAAUAAGUAAGAGAUCCACCGAUACUCUGGCUGUGUAUCUACACAGUGAGAUGGAAGUAUGAUUGGUAAUUUUGUGAGUGAAUGUGUGUAUGUGUGUGUAUGUAUGUAUCUAUGUAGUAUGUAUGUAUCUAUGAAUGCUAGGUAAAAGUCUGAGGAAAUGCUUAUAGGUGGAACAUGAAUUAAUGUGAUGUAUGAAAGUGUAUGGCAGUUCAAGGUGUAUAUUGUAGGAACGUGAAUGAAUUAUGAAAUCUGUGUGAAAAAUCUAAUACCAUACGAGGCAAGUCAGAAGCAGUAAUUGGAUUAUGGUGCUGCCUUGUGGUGCAUGAGAAAAAAUUAAGUGAUACAGGAACCUGCUUCAAUUUUGUAGUCCUAGGUGUAUGAAUUUGAUAUUUUGCUUCUGUGUGAUUUCUUUUCUUUUUCUUUUUUUUAAAAAUAUGGCCGAAUAUUUUGCUACUAACUUACCUGUCUUCUUAAGUGUACUGUUUUGGUCAAUCUACCCAUGUUAUAAUUUGUAGGAUGGCUGAAUUAUAGUAACUUGUUUAUAGGUCUUUUUUAUGAUGUUUCUAUAAAAUCAAUUUUUGUUAAAUCUCUUCAUUUGUUGUUUUGUGUUGAAAGAAGUUGCAAAAUGUGACCCUAUUCUUUUGUUCGUAUGUGGCGGUGGUCUCCCAAGUAAAUUUCUACUCGGAAUACUAGUCCCAUUGUCAUUGUAUUCACUCCAGAAAAGGGUCAGAUUUUGACUGCUCAAAGUCUUUAUAAUGAUAAAACUUAUGCUCGUUGAAAUCUUCUCUCAAUAGUUUCUAUGAAUGGCCACUUGUGAAUGUGCUCAGAAGCGAAACAAUUUCUGUGCUUUGGGUUGGCAUGAGAAAAAGAAGUUGGAUUGCUAAAUAAUUACUACUUACCUUGAAUCUACAUGAUUUUGAAAUGGGGUAGAAAAGUUACCCCAGUACCAAGAAAAUUUGUGCACUUGCACUUAAAGACAAAAUCUUGAGGACAAUAUUAUUUUAUAAUAUUAUUCUUUACUUCAUUUUAACUCACUUGCACUCCCUCAACCUGCACAGAAAAUGUUCCAUGCAAUCUGAAGACUUACUGAUGUUUGUGAUCCCAGUUAUCUCAGGACUUAUCUGUCUAUGUAUUCUUUCUCAAUACUCUAAGUCAGAGUACAUUAUUGAUACUCUAAGUCAGAGUACACUAAUUGUAUUUUUGAAUUGAUAUGUAAGAAUCAACAUUGAAGAAGGAUUUUGUUUUUCAAAUCAUGUUAAGGUGUGUAGAAUUGCUUCAUGGCAUUGUGGAAUGUUGGUUUUGCUGAGUGAUAACUAUUCAUUUUAAUACUGUCACAAAUCAUGUCCACCAUGCAUAUUGUCCAAGAGUAUGUGUAUAUAUUUUUAAGUGAUUUCUAUGAUGCCUAUUUGCAGUACUUUCUAUUUUUAAAAGAAAUUACGGUAUGUUAUUACUCUGUCAACUUACAUUUUCUUGCCUCUUGUUUCACUUUUUAAUCUGCUGCAAAUCAUUUCUGCUUAAAUUACCUAUUAUAUUGUUACAAGAGUCAGCCUGAGAAGAAAAUGUGAGGUAUCAAAUCAACUGGUCAAAACAUUCUUGUAACAUCUCAAACUUUUUGAAGCUGUAAAUUUCCUUAUUAUUUUUUUUUAAGUUUCCAAUUUUAUUGAUGUAAGUGUCUUGUGGUUUGUGGCUGUGUGAUAUGAUAUGGGACUUACGUCGCGCUCAGUCUGCCGGCAGCCCACUAGCGCGGCAUAUCACUCACCCAUCGAAGUCCCAACCUGUUGGUACCAACCUGUUGGCUGGUAUUUUACUGAAUUUUUAUUUUUAAUACACUAUAGAUGUAUAUUUAUGAAAACGAAAAUGACUAUACUAGAUUUAAUUUAUAAUAGGGUAACAAAUUGUAUAUCUGGCCUCUUAAAAAUUGUUUCAAUUUUUUUUUCAACCAAUGUUUAAAAAUUUAAUGUAUUCCAUGUAACAUUGGAAGUCUCCCGGCAUUAGAGAACAUAGCUAUGUGAUAAUUGUACUGUACUUUGUUCAACAGACAAAUAUGAUGUUUGUAAGAUUUCUAAUAAAGAAGUAUAUUGAUUACUUAAAAAAUAUUA
Molecule: messenger RNA, 5046 nt
Organism: Frankliniella occidentalis (western flower thrips)
Lineage: Eukaryota; Metazoa; Arthropoda; Insecta; Thysanoptera; Thripidae
Gene: Pi3K21B
Product: phosphatidylinositol 3-kinase regulatory subunit alpha
Biological process (GO): insulin receptor signaling pathway; phosphatidylinositol phosphate biosynthetic process
Cellular component (GO): phosphatidylinositol 3-kinase complex
Molecular function (GO): 1-phosphatidylinositol-3-kinase regulator activity; protein binding
Source: RefSeq, a predicted model, not a curated record